AUGGACCAACAAGCAUCACCGCGGCUAGCUAGUGACCUGUCUCUCUUCAAUUGGGUGGAUUCUCAUCAAAGCACAUCGUUACUUGAAUUCAGCCGCCCAUUAUCACAGGAGUCGGCGACCUCCGAUAUCAACUUAUUGCUCUCAGCCUGCUCCUAUCCCUUGCCCGAACCAAAUAACUCGCAAAAUGCUCAAAUUGAUACGCCAUCACUGAAUUCGGGCGACACCACUUUCGAGCUCGCAUCUAACUUGAACUGGACAAACACAAACCGAACAUCCGUCUCUAAGCCCACGACACCGCGACCACAGAAACGCCAGCGACAUGGACCGAAGAAAACUGCACCAGCGAAGAAUCGUACAACACCACAAGAAGUUGACGAUAGCAAGGAAAGUCCUAGAGAGCGUCGUCGUAUGCAAACUUGCAUGGCACAACGUGCCUAUCGUUCACGACAGCAAGCCACAGUCGAAGGCCUCAAAAGCCGCAUCUCCAAUUUGGAGACGUCAAUGGAGAAAAUGAGCUCUGCUAUGCUGUCAUUCAGUGAGCAGCUGGUCCAAAGCGGAGUGCUUAGAUCACACCCUGGGCUGACGGCGAAUUUACGUGACACAAUGAAGAUAUUCCUUUCUGGGGCAUCAGGAGCAAGCCUCGACAACGAGAUAAAGGUACCAAUUGACUCUAAUAAGACGAUUGACUCACCUUCAGCCUCAAAAGUGCCAACAAUCAAGCUCCCGUCACCUAACAUCCCUUUACACCUGCCCCAGAAUGGUCCUGAAUCAAAUCACCUUAAAAGUGCUGUCAUGCCAUAUACCGCCACCUCAUCAGGGGUGUCGAUUAUAGAGGUUUCCAAUUUCAUUGAAAGGCUGCUCUUAACGUCGCUCUACCAGGGAUAUCUCGGCCUAUGCAAUCCAUCUAUUGGCUUGGAUCAACUCCAAAGGCCCUUUGGGCUCAUUUUUAGUAUGAUGAGCCGCGAACGCCUGUCGUCUUACUUCAAAGCGAAAUUAUAUGCUCAAGUAAGCCAAAAGCCGCUGGAUGGAUGGGAGGAAGUUCCCCUAUUUAGAUUGGGAGGCGUGGGAACACAUUAUCCCGACGGGAGAACGGGUACAUUUUCGCCCGUUUACCAGACAUGGGGCACCGUAGAGGACCCUUUGUCACUCGUCACAGCAGAUUUAAGGAAGCAACUAGAAGGGGAUUGGUUUGACUUGCAAGAUCUAGAGGGAUAUCUUCGAGAAAGGAAUGUGCUCCUGGUUGCGUCCGCCGGUGAGCCAACAAAAUACUCGAAAAAGCAGACCAAUAUCAAUAUUUCGCGUUUGAUAUCAGCGUUGAUCAGCAGAGGAGUUUGCCUGGGUCGGACACCUGGGUUCCAACGCAAUCAUGUGGAGGAGGCUUUACACUUUUCGACUAUAGUAUGA
Penicillium longicatenatum is the source of this 1404-nucleotide messenger RNA. RefSeq names its product bZIP transcription factor. Gene Ontology annotation, molecular function: DNA-binding transcription factor activity. The coding region runs from base 1 to 1404 and encodes 467 amino acids. The record is from RefSeq and is a predicted model, not a curated record. Gene Ontology annotation, biological process: regulation of DNA-templated transcription. The transcript is spliced from 3 exons. Lineage: Eukaryota; Fungi; Ascomycota; Eurotiomycetes; Eurotiales; Aspergillaceae.